AUGGAUCUCAGAGACGUCGAGGACUUCAUGCAAGGAAGGAGAGCGGCUCCUGUCCCCCAGCUGUCUUGCGUGAACGGACCUGCCUGCUCGAGGCAUGCACAAGAGAUUAGCGCGAUCCAAUGUCGUAAUGUAGGAGCAGAUGAUCUUGGAGAAGUACAGUGGAGAUGUGAUGUCGAUCUCGACUCAAGCCUUCGUCUUGGAGAAAUCAACGUCAAUUGUGAAGGUUACUCCAGCAGGACGGAUCGCCUGAAGCUCAGGGGAAGUUGCGGGCUGGAGUAUUCUUUGCACUACACGACAAGGAGACACUUCCCGGCCCCAUCAAGACAACUCAAGACAUGGAUCGCGAGGCUCGAGAAGGAGCACGGGCAGGUCGUACUUUCGCCGCCGCCCUUGUGUGUGCACCAUUAUGACGGGAUGUUUCCAUACAGCUCCGACGACGACUCGCUUGCCUUCUGGAUUCUAAUUGCGGUUUUGAUUGGCAUCGGAAUUCUUGUUUGCAUGCGAGAGCGAUCAAGCUCAGGAGGCGCGAGUGGGGGGUCGGGAGCUCAUGGAGGAAGGCCACCCCCCUACAACCCAGACGCCCAUCAUGCUCCUCCUCCACCCUACAGUGCAUCCCAUGCGUACCAGGCGAACAACGGCUUCUUUGGCGGUGCAAAUGGUUUUUGGACGGGAGCAGCCAUCGGAGGAACGCUUGCCUCCCUGUUUGGAGGCAGACAAGGAGGAGAGCUAUCCUCGCCAACGCUGGAGCUCGCAGUCGAACGAGAGGCAGAGGCAGGAGGCGGAGGAGAGGAGAUCUUCGACCUCGAGUACGUUGAUCUAGAUCUGCAUUAA
Guillardia theta CCMP2712 is the source of this 831-nucleotide messenger RNA. RefSeq lists its product as hypothetical. Gene Ontology annotation, biological process: regulation of store-operated calcium entry. Gene Ontology annotation, cellular component: endoplasmic reticulum membrane. The coding region runs from base 1 to 831 and encodes 276 amino acids. The record is from RefSeq and is a predicted model, not a curated record. The transcript is spliced from 8 exons. NCBI's taxonomy places the organism in Eukaryota, Cryptophyceae, Pyrenomonadales, Geminigeraceae.